Molecule: messenger RNA, 941 nt
Organism: Radiomyces spectabilis
Lineage: Eukaryota; Fungi; Mucoromycota; Mucoromycetes; Mucorales; Radiomycetaceae
Exons: 3
Coding region: 65-526 (153 amino acids)
Source: RefSeq, a predicted model, not a curated record
UUUCUUUCUUUCAUACUUUCAUAUUGCAACUAGUACAUUCUCCGAUCAGAAUUUUACCCUUACGAUGAACGCUGCGGAAGGCUUCUCUUCAGGAUACCGUUUCAUGCCGCUAUCGAUCAGAGACUACAAUUACUCACAAAGUCGAAUAAAAAUGACAACAAUCCUACGACCAGAAUAUACCUCCUACCGGCAACUUCUUCGAAGAUUAGCCGAAGAAUAUACCUUAUUAAAGAGGGAUGCAAACAAUCUAACGCUGUUGCGUUGGAUAGAUUCCAACAGUUCAUUUUCAUCUCCGCCCAUCAACAAUGAACUGACUUGGAACAAGUGCUUCGCGUUUGUUACGCCUUAUUUUGCAGAAGCGAAACAGAUGAUACUCCUUCCGGUCGCAUCGCAUCAAAUUGGUACUAUACGAUCUUGUCGAAUACUUUUCGGUAGUGUGUUAAACAUACACUUCUGCAGCAUAUGUGCGAAUAAUGAGCCUGGGGGUUUUCUAUUUCCUGAACGAGGCAUGGGCGUCAGGCCAUAAUACCUGCAGGCUUGAAGAUUGGUAAAGAACAUACAGGAAAAUUUCGUGACUUGGCUAAGCAAGAUAUGAUCAUAGCAUAUGAAGCGUGGCGGUCUGCCACGCUUCAUCGCCAGAAGCUCUUUCGAAAAUCCUACCGUAAUCAGCCAUUCAAAGAAGAUAAAUGGGAAACGAUUUUCGGCUUAGAUAAGUUUGUCCAAAGCGGUUGCGAUACUCUCAAGCGGAAACAAGUAAUGACAAUGACUGAUAUACCUUGAAAACCAACUAUCCUGGUCCUUUUCUGCGAUAAAAAACAAAACAGCUGGUUUCAUUGUCAUAGCCCUUUUUCUGUUAGCCAAUCAGGUAACGUUUAUCCUUUUCGGCAUUGCAUCGUAAUCAUUGUCUAACACUGUUGCUCAGGAGAUAAUACUCAAAAAUU